GUGCCAAUGUGGUUCUCUUCUUGUCUUGUUUACUGCUUAGUUCGUUACGCUUAACAGACGUAACACUAAAAUUAUUUUAGGUCUAGAUAUAUAGAUCUAGAUCUAGAUCUAUUAUUUGUACUGCUCGUUUUUUUUAAUAAGUAAAUCUUGCAGCAUCUACAGUGUAAAUUGUAAAGUUGAGUCGUCACAUUACACAGAGUCAGAUUAAAAAUGUCUGAACAUUCAAAUACACCACCCCCACCCUACCCUGGAAGCCCAGAAGAAAAAGGUAAUCAAGGAUACCCACCCACUGAUGGAUAUUAUCCCCCUCCACAGCAGCCUGAGUAUUAUCCACCUCAAGGAGGCUACGCACCCCCUCAAGCAGGCUACCCACCCCUUCUAGCAAGCUACCCACCCCCACAAGGUGACUACCCACCCCCACAAGGUGGCUAUCCACCACCUCCAGGCUACCCACCCCUUCAAGCAGGCUACCCACCCCCUCAAGCAGGCUACCCCCCGUACACCCCCCCUCAAGCCAAGACAGCUACUGUGGUGAUAAAUGAGCCUCGCUUGACCCUGAUUAAGAAAUUUGGCCCUGCCACUGAACGUUGCAUGUGUCCACACUGUAAAGCCGAUGUUUUGACUGCCAUUCACUACGAGCCGGGGCCAUUUUCAUGGGUCGUCUGUUUUAUCCUCUGCAUAGUCGGGUGUGAUCUGGGCUGCUGUUUAAUACCUUUGUGUGUUGAGGGCUGUCAGGAUGUCAUUCAUACCUGUCCUAACUGUCACCAGAAGAUUGGUAGAUGGAAGCGUUAACAGUUCAGAUGUAAAACGUCUUUCAUUCAAAUGUGCUAGCAGGUUGUAGGAUAAAUGUGCUUUACUGUAAACAACUUAAUACAUGUGUUUAUCUAAACUUUUGGCACCUGUAUUAUAUUAUUGUAAACAAGUUAAUAGAUGUAGGUAUCUAAAAUUUUGGCAUUCCUGCCGUAUUACUUAAACAAAAUAAUAGAUUUAUCAAUCUAAACAUUUAUUACCUGUAUCAGUUUACUGUAAACAACUUAAUAGAUGUAUUUAUCUAGAAUUUUGACCCUUGUAUCCUAUUAUUGUAAACAACUUAAUAGAUGUAUGUUUAAACUUUUGUAACAUUCUGUAGCUAUUUUGUUUAAGCAGUUAAAUUAGAUGUUGUCUAUAACUUAAGUCUAGAUUGAUAUAUGUGAAUUUAAAUUUUUGAGAAAGUUUGGAUUACUAUAGAUCAGCUAAAAAACUAAAACAAAAUCUAUUGAUUAUUUUGCUAGAAAGUUUCUCAGGAUUUGUCUUGUACAGAUGUGGCAUGGGCUGUUGUCUGAUCCCAGUUUAGGUGGACAACUGCAAGGACGUGAUUCACACCUGUCUUACUUGCCAGCAGUAGAUUGUAAAGAAGGGCUAAGAAUAUAAACUAAGACUUUGCCAGUUUGGCUGUUGUUUUUUUUUCACCAGCAGAUUGUAAAGAAGGUUAAUGAAUAUAAACUAAGACUUUGCCAGUUUGGCUGUUUUUUUUUUUUCACCAGCAGAUUGGAAAGAAGGUUGAUGAAUACAAAGACUUUGCCAGUUUGGCUGUUUUUUUUAGCAGCAGAUUGUAAAGAAGGUCUAUGAAUAUAAACUAAGACUUUGCCAGUUUGGCUGGUAUUUUUUCACCAGCAGAUUGUAAAGAAGGUCUUAUGAAUUCAAAGACUAUGCCAGUUUGGCUGUGUUUUGUUUAUGAGCUCAGUUUCUCUGACCUCCAUGAAUGAUGGGCUUAAUAGUGUCAUACAGACUCCAGCCUGUCACCCAAAAUUAUUGCCAGGUGGACUAGAAUGUCUAUGCCAGUUUCAAUAGUUUUGCUUCCAUUCUUUUCUUAACAUGCUAUACACAUGUUGUUUAUUAAUGCUUACACCAUAUUUAAAAAAAAAUAAUUUAUUCCUGGGGAGGGAUAUUUGUUCAGGUAAUAUCCUGAAUAAGUGAUAAAACUUAGCUCUCUGAAUUGUAUUUUUUACAUCAGAGAUGGAAUCUGAUAUUUUUACUGUAUUUUUCUCAAUACUCAAUUCUCUUGCCUGCGCUGCUGUGAUUAUCUCUUGCACAGCUCCUUGUCAUUGUCUUACUGUGAGCUUCAACUGUCAUUGUAGCUUUGUGGUUCUGGCAUAAACUCAUAUCUUGCUGUAUACUGCACAUCAGGUGAAUUUCUCUGGCUGUCUUACCAGGUGAUUGGCUACCAAUGGCUGCAGAAUUUUACAACUAGUCUGGUCAUGCUUGAAAUUUUCUUGUUAUGAAAAAUGUGGAUUACUUUUGUGUUAAUAAUUGUAGAAUUUAAAAUGUUUCACCUAAAUUAUUACUUGUGAUGUAUGUUUUACUAAAUAAAUGUAUCAGAACUAAAUUUUAAAGCAGGAUCUUUACUCUAGAGGUACUGCCAACCCUUAGGAUAACCUAACCUAACUUAACCAUAUAAUCCAUCAGAAAAUUUUUUUUUUUCUUUGUAGCAAGAAAUAUCUUUUUAAAACUUUUAAAAUCUUGUAAGCUGAACAAAAUUAACAUUAGAGUUCUUGUGAUUUUACUUGAUGUGUCUGUUGAUUAGUUCUUUUGUUAAACUCAGUUAUAAAAUUAUUAAAUAUAGGUAUCUCUACAGAAUACUUUCAGAAUCUCUUGAUUUCCUAAUUUAAUAACAGGUUCAAAAAGAUUGUUUUAACAUUUUUAUGCUAAGUACAAUAUUUAUUUAGACUUUAUACCUUAAAAGAAAUAUGAUAACGUUUAUCACAGGAUUGCCUAGUCUUUUAAUCAGUCUGUGAUUCCUAGCUAGCUUUUGUGGAGUUGCUACUAUUGCUGUUUAUGUGUUAGUCUCUGUUGCUAUGUGGUACCUGUGCUAGUUUUUAUCUUGUAAUUCAUACAAGUAUACACUUUUAUAAGUCCAACAAAUUUAAGACAUUUAAUGGCAUUUUUUUCCCACUCAUUUUAUUUCCAUGUAAAACAGACAGAAAGUACUUGAAAGCUAAUGUCUGUUCAAAUUAUAUUUUUUUACCUUGUUAAAUGAUUUAUAAACAUUUUACAAUUCUUUCAAUUUACAAUUUAUUAUUAGUAUCUGUUCAAUUUAAAUGUUGUUACACAUCAUUAAUAAACCUUUGUUUUACUGGUUUAAACAUGUAAUUAGGGAUAAUUUGCUGUUUUUAUUCCUCC
This is a messenger RNA of Physella acuta, 3159 nucleotides long. Its product is annotated as cell death-inducing p53-target protein 1 homolog. Gene Ontology annotation, molecular function: zinc ion binding. The record is from RefSeq and is a predicted model, not a curated record. Lineage: Eukaryota; Metazoa; Mollusca; Gastropoda; Physidae.